CCACUCCCUGCAUCAGCCGAGCACACACACUGGUCGGGUCAUAGUGUGCACUGAUCCGGACUCUGACUAGUGCGGCUUGGGAGCUGUCCAAAGACAAAGACAACGCCAUGCUCCUGGGGGACGGGAUGGACAGACGCUCCCUUGCCCAUGAGAUUCUCAGCCAGCUGCCCCUGGCCCAGCAGACAGCAGCCUGGGGGACCCUGGGCACCAUCAAACCCUACCUGGGCUUUGACGUGGAGAGUGACGUGCAGCACCUCACAGAGGCCAUCGUGGGCAAUGGCGCUGACCAUGGGGCCAUCCUGGACGUGCUGACCAAUCGGACCAGCGCCCAGAGGCAGCAGAUCACCAAGGUGUUCCAGGCUCUCACCAAGCAGGACCUGCUGAAAUCCAUGGAAGCGGCUCUGUCAGGGAACCUGGAGCGGGUCAUCGUGGGGCUGCUGAAGCCACCGGCUCAGUACGAUGCUCACGAGCUGAGGGCGGCCAUGCAGGGCAUGGGCACUGACGAAGAUGCUUUGACCGAAAUUCUCUCCACUCGAUCCAACCAGCAGCUCAGAGAAAUCGUGGCCUUUUACCAGCAAGAUUUUAAAGCAGACCCUGAGAAGGACAUAGCCUUGGAAACCAGCGGUUGGUUCAAGGAAAUUCUCCUGGCUCUAGCAAAGGGGAAGCGUGAGCGUGACACUGGGAUCAUCGACUAUGCCCUGAUACAGCAGGAUGCCGAGGCUCUUGCAGACCCAGGAGCCAGCAGCGAGGGGGCUGGUGAGAGGACAUGGAUAAGUAUCUUCACGCAGCGAAGCCCUGAGCAUCUCAGCAGAGUGUUCAGUCAGUACCGGAAAUCCCACGGGCUGGAGGUGGAGGAGACCAUCUGCAAGCGCUUCCGGGGAGAUGGCCAGAUGGCCAUGCUGGCCCUAGCCUCGGCGUGCAGGAACACCCCGCGCUACUUUGCCGAGAAGCUGCACAAUGCCGUGAAGGGCCCCGGCACCGAUGACAAAGUCCUGAUCCGUGUCCUGGUCUCCCGCAGUGAAACCGACCUGCUGAGCAUUCGCUCCGAGUUCAAGAAGUGCCAUGGGAAGUCUCUGUACUCCUGUCUCCAGGUGGAGACGAGAGGCGAUUACCAGGCAGCGCUGCUAGCCUUGUGCAGGGCGGAAGACCUGUAGGGCAGCUGCCAGCUUCGGAGAAACCCGCUGAGCCCAUUGGCCUGCAGAAAACGGUGGGGAACAGUGCACCAGAGAGGGAGGGAAGCAUGAGUCCGCCCAGUGGCAUCGAGUUCAUUCCUUUUAUCACGUUCACUCAUUUUAUCAUGGAAACAGCCAUGAGCUGCACUCAGCAGGGUGCAUCUACGCUGCAACCGGGGUAUGUGAUCACAUCCCCGAGCCUUGAAUAACAAGAGCAGGGAUGGGGGGCUGCCCGGGCAAGCCCUGCCCUCCCAGGACCCUGGGUAUUUAGUUGAGCGGCCUCCGCUCAUGCAGUGUUUCAACAGGUGCGCGCAUCACUGCUGUUGUUGUUGGAGCGAGCUGGCUAGAUCCUCGCUGCACGCUCUGCAAUCACACUUCCCCAGGGCAGGGCAGACCAUUUUUAAAUCAAGGUUGGAGGUUUUGCUAAACGUUCUGCCCUAGGAAUUGUUUCGGGGCAGGUCUCUGGCCUGCGCAAUCCAGGAGGUCAGUCUAGAUGAUCACAAUGGUCCCUUCUGGCCUUGGACUCUAGAAAUACCAGGACCUGCAGCCGUCCCGGAGCUGAGAAAUCAGGAGUGCUGCCAAUUCUUGCGAUGUUCUUGAAGUCCCAGCUCCAGGAGUCAUGUGAUUCUGGCGGAAUGUUAGCUUGCAUUUUCAAAAAAGGCUUUGUCCACAUGGGAAAGUUUUCCAGUAUGUUGUUUUUAAACUGAUAUAGUUAUACUGGUAUAACCUCCUCCAUGGACAAGCCUAUCCUGGUGCAAGAGGGCCAUUUAGCUACGUCACUUGGGAAAGGGUUUAAGUGAAAUCUAAUACACACCCCCGUCCUACUGAAAUAAGAGGGGCCACACCCGGGGUUACCCCAGUAUUUCUCUCUCUGGCUAAUUAUAAUACCUAGCUCUGAUAUUGUGCUUUUGUUCAGCAGAGUGCAAAGUGUUUUCUAACGGAGGGCAGUGUUCCUAUCCCAAUUUUACAAAUGGGGCAACUGAGGCACAGAGCAGGCGGUGACUUGCCCAAGGUCACCCAGCAGGCCAGAGCUGCCAUGUCCUCCCAGUCCAGCACUCCAGCUACUAAAACACUGCUGUGUAGACACACUCUCAAUUUUUAGCCCUUGGGCUGGUGGAAAGAAGCUUGAGAAUGUGACCUGAGGGCAACCCUCAAGGUUCAGAAACCGGGAGCUGGGGAACAGGGAGCCAGACUCCAAAUUUAUUAUUUUUCAACAAUCUCAUGAUUCUUCAGCCAUGCUUGUGAUAUUUGCAGGCCUGAUACCUGGUGUUUGAUCCCUUGACUUUGGCAACAGAGUGUCAGGAAAAUUGGUUUUGGCACCGGCUUGGCCACUAUUAAAAUUUCAACCUUCAUAACUGUCAAUCAGGAGGUGAUUUUUUUUAACCAGUAUAGUCAGACCAAUGGGUCAAAUCGUACUGUGUAUACCAGUAUAAAAGUACCUUAUACUGGUACGGCUGAUUCCCCUUCCCCUAUAGAACCAGCUAUGCUGGCAUAAUGCACCUCUCUCCUCAUAUAACUGCAUCCCCACUAGGGCCAUGCCUACCCUGUAGAUCAGUGGCUCUCAACUUCUCCAGACGACUGUACCCCUUUCAGGAGUCUGAUUUGUCUUGUGUACCCUCACUUCUGCUUACAAAACCAGACAGAAAAAUACAGUUCUGGAAGUUCUCUGCAUAGCGCUGGUUGAGAACCACUGCUAUAGCCUUCUGCCAGCAUCUAGCUGAGAUCUAAACAGCUGAGAGCUGCCCCUUUAAGGCCAGGGCUACCCCGACCUCGGCUGGUAUAGCUAUGGCAGCCAGUAGCAUCAUCCCCGAGCUACAGUGUUAUACCCCCACCGUAGACACAGUUAUACGAGCGUUGCUCGUUUCGCUGGGCAGGGCCAGUAAAAGUGCGGUUUUGCCAGUGUAAGCUGCGUCCGCACUAAGCGUGCUUUGCUGUUCUAUCACUGUAGUGUAGGGCCAAGCAGGGCCCUGGCUGCAGGGGGGGUUGGCUGCUUUAAUUAUACCAGGCUGUCGUUCAAAGUGGCACAACUUUCUAGCAGAGACACUUGUGCCUAUCUGGCCCCACUCACGGUGGUGUGGACUCAGAGUGCCUCGGAGGCAGGGCCGUGCUGUUAUCCCCCUCGCGUGGAUGGGGAGCCGGCGCUAACAAAAGUGACGAGAUUGGCCCAAGGCCAUGCGGGGAGGCUGGGGGUUCUGGUAGGACUGAACGCUGCUAGAAUCGAGCACUCGCCCUGUUCGUUUCCUGGAAAGAAGCCGAUGGGAGGCCCUGCGGCUCUGCUGAACUGAAUCACUCCGCCAAAAUGAAACACGCAUCAUUUAAAAAAAUAAAUGAUGAAACCCUUGGUUAUGGAAAGAAUGAAGCAACUGUCCCCUUUAAUUUUCUCAGCCCAGAGGUGGCAUGGUGCAGGGUGACCAAGGAUCCAGUGGUGGAGUCAGGAAGAGAACCCAGGAGUCCUGACUCCCAGGCCUUCUCCUCACCCCACGUCCCUCCCCAGAGCUGGAAACGCAACCCAGGUGCCCUGCCUCCCAGGGGUCAGUUGCUCAGUGUCACCUAAAAUGGUCCACUGUUGCUGCACUACCAUGUAUUGUUUUUAGGCAGGUCCUACAUAAACAGCGACUUUUUAAAUUCACCCUUUGCUGGCAACAGUGACUAACAAGAGAAGCAGCGGCUCCCGCAGGGUGACUGACAUGCUGGCAAAGGGGGCCUCAGAAAAGUUAGAAGAAAGAAACACAAAUUGGAUUCCUGGCUCACUGCUCAAAUCAUGUCAGUUUCCCACACCGAUGCGGUCAUAAAUAUGAAAGGAAGGGUAACCACCUUUCUGUAUACCGUGCUAUAAAAUCCCUCCUGGCCAGAGGCAACAUCCUGUUACCUGUAAAAGGUUAAGAAGCUCAGGUAACCUGGCUGGCACCUGACCCAAAAUGACCAAUGAGGGGACAAGAUACUUUCAAAUCUGGAGCGGGUGGUGGGGAGGAGGCUUCUCUCUGUCUGUGCGAUACCUUUGCCGGGAACAGAUCAAGGAUGCAAGCCCUCCAACUCUUGUAAAAUUAGUAAGUAAUCUAGCUAGAACAUGCUUUAGGUUUUUUUUGUUUUGGCUUGUGAAAUUCGCUGUGCUGGAGGAAAUGCGUAUUCCUGUUUUUGUGUCUUUUUGUAACUUAAGGUUUUGCCAAGAGGGAUUCUCUAUGUUUUGAAUCUGACUGCCUGUAAGAUUAUCUUCCAUUCUGAUCUCACAGAGUUGUUCUCUUAUCUUUUUUUGUUCUUCUAAUAAAGUUCUGUUUUUUUAAGAAUC
Caretta caretta (loggerhead turtle) is the source of this 4458-nucleotide messenger RNA. It is a transcript of the gene ANXA9, whose product is annotated as annexin A9. The record is from RefSeq and is a predicted model, not a curated record. Lineage: Eukaryota; Metazoa; Chordata; Testudines; Cheloniidae. Gene Ontology annotation, cellular component: nucleus; plasma membrane; cytoplasm. Gene Ontology annotation, molecular function: calcium ion binding; phosphatidylserine binding; calcium-dependent phospholipid binding.